This is a messenger RNA of Mercenaria mercenaria, 12351 nucleotides long. RefSeq lists its product as uncharacterized. The record is from RefSeq and is a predicted model, not a curated record. Bases 320 to 1219 code for a protein of 299 amino acids. Lineage: Eukaryota; Metazoa; Mollusca; Bivalvia; Venerida; Veneridae. The transcript has 6 exons.
GAAUGCUGUAACAGUAACUCCCCUUGCAUUGAAUUUUGGAACACCUCUGAUUUUUUCCAUGAGCAACACGGAGUAACACAAAAAAUGAAUUUUAAGGUGUUACAGUGGAAGGAUCAAAAUUAUGGUCUUUAUUCACAAGUUAAGCUGAAGUACAGUGAAAUUGUAAAGAGCUGAAAAGUGAUCUGUAUGUGCAGAUCUGUUCACAAGGGGUCAAUGUUUCCUGGUGGCCUCUGUUUACAGUUGGUCUCUGCCUACAGAUGGUCUCUGUUUAUACAUGAUCUCUGCUCACAGAUGAUUGUCCCUGCUCACAGCUACGGUAAUGAGUGACAUACCUGGCCCAAAUAUUCUUUUUCUGCAAUACACGAUCAAAACUAAACAGGAGAACGUGGCGAUGUUACAUAAAAAUAAAACGGUGGCAGCAACACACAUUCGUAGACCGAUUUCAGCAACCAGUGCAAGGCCUCGACGAUGUAUGUCUGAUGGUGAAAGAAUGUGCGAAGAUGGUUCCUGUAUCGCAAGGGUUGAACUAUGCCCGGAGGAGCAGCUGAUGAAUCAGAACACGAUUUUGAUCAUGAUCAUUGUGGGGCUUGCAGUGGUUGUGUUUCUAGCUAUACUCUACUGUUUCCAGAAACGACAGCAGCAGGCUAACAGACAGUUAGGUGCCGAUUCCGGUCUGUCAGAAGAAUGUGACAAUGAAUCACUGUACGCUCCUCCACCUGCAUACGAGGAAGUUGUAAAUAGCAACAUGUAUCCUGCAACACCAGAACAAAGAAGAUUACGGCAGUUGUCAUUGGAUGAGCCACGCAGUCCGAUGACUCCGCCUCCAAAUUAUGCUUCAGCAUUAAUCAUUCUUGCUCAAAGUGAGGAAUCUAUCUCAUCAAAACAACAUUCACAAUCUGAUCUUAUCAGGCGUAGUGUCUCGCUGGACCAGAUUCAGGAUGCAGCACCAGAAUCUUCGAGAGACAGUUCUGAUUCAUCGUGGAAACGGAAAUAUUCAAAAACUAGAAAUAUAUUCAGAUUUAGUCGACAGUUCAGUAAAACUAGUGGGAAUAAUAGUUUGCGAGCUAGUGAAUCACCAAAAACUCCACGGUCUCCACCCCCGUACCCACAAUCUCCACUUAUUUAUCCGCAGACUCCGCCACCCCCAUUAACGCCGCUUCCAAAUGAAAAUGAAUGUGCAGUUCAGGAACAAGGAACAGAUUCUGACAUUGUCACGUAGCGUAAACUAAUGAUGUUUUAUUUCACUACAAGUACUUUCACAAAAUAUAUAUCAAACUAUUUGUCUGUCACAAAACUGUAAAUCGGAUUCAUGCAGUUAUUUUUGCAGAAGUGUAUUCAAAACUUUUGUGUUUGUUGCAAUAUAAAGUUCAGUAAAAUUGUGCUUCAACACAUCUGUAUUGUGUAAACUGUGUCUGUGUUAUGUAACGAUGUAGUGGGGCUUUUUAUUCUGCCCCAUGAUCAUAUGGCAUUAGAUAUUUAUCCUGUGAUUAGAAAUACUCCAGCCCAGAAGUGGUAAUGGAAUAGCGCAAUUGUCAUUGAAAGUUAACAAUUCCAAUUCAAGGACUGAAAUGGAUUACCAUACUAGUGUUAAGUAUGUCACUAGAGGAUGAGAUUUAAGCAUUUAUUUAGUCAGUCUGUAUAUUCAGGUUAAAAUUCUGUCUUGUUUGUACAAUAAGUCAGUGUAAUUAUUCAGCUUUGCAUGUUAUAUAAUCAAACCUGUACUUAAGACCACCUGUGAACAAAGACCACUAGCCGUUAAAGACCAAUAGUUCCAUUUCCCAUUUAAACAUAAUGCAGAUUAAUCCAAAGAAAUUUAAAUAUUUUAAACACUGACACAAGCUUGAAAGUAUCCGUGAGGACCACCAACAAAUAAAGGUCUCUUCACAUCACUCACAGAAUGGUCUUUAUAUACAGGUUUGAUUGUAUACUGCAAACUGUGUAGUAAACACAAUAGGUCUAGAUCGAUUUAUAUAUAUAUACUAUUCUAAUUUAUCAGUAAUCUUUUUGAUAUUGAAACUUUAAGCAGUUUUUGCAUGAAUUUAUUUUUAGCUCACCUGUCACAAAGUGACAAGGUGAGCUUUUGUGAUCACGCGGUGUCCGUCGUCCGUCCGUGCGUCAGUGCGUGCGUCCCGAAAACUUUUGCUUGUGACCACUCUAGAGGUCACAUUUUUUGUCAGAUCUUUGUGAAAGAUGGUCAGAAUGUUCAUCUUGAUGAUAUCUAGGUCAAGUUCGAAACUGGGUCAGGUGCGGUCAAAAACUAGGUCAGUAGGUCUAAAAAUAGAAAAACCUUGUGACCUCUCUAGAGGCCAUAUAUUUCAUGAGAUCUUGAUGAAAAUUGGUCAGAAUGUUCACCUUGAUGAUAUCUAGGUCAGCUUCGAAAGUGGGUCACGUGCGGUCAAAAACUAGGCCAGUAGGUCUAAAAAUAGAAAAACCUUGUGACCUCUCUAGAGGCCAUAUCUUUCACAAGAUCUUCAUGAAAAGUGGUCAGAACGUUCACCUUGAUGAUAUCUAGAUCAAGUUCGAAACUGGGUCACGUGCCGUCAAAAACUAGGUCAGUAGGUCAAAUAAUAGAAAAACCUUGUGACCUCUAUAAAGGCCAUAUUUUUCAUGGAAUCUGUAUGAAAGUUGGUCUGAGUGUUCAUCUUGAUGAUAUCUAGGUCAAGUUCGAAACUGGGUCACGUGCAAUCAAAAACUAGGUCAGUAGGUCUAAAAAUAGAAAAACCUUGUGACCUCUCUAGAGGCCAUAUAUUUCAUGAGAUCUUCAUGAAAAUUGAUCAGAAUGUUCACCUUGAUGAUAUCUAGGACAAGUUCGAAAUUGGGUCACGUGCCUUCAAAAACUAGGUCAGUAGGUCAAAUAAUAGAAAAACCUUGUGACCUCUCUAGAGACCAUAUUUUUCAUGAGAUCUUCAUGAAAGUUGGUCUGAAUGUUCACCUAGAUGAUAUCUAGGUCAGGUUCGAAAGUGGGUCAUGUGCCAUCUAAAACUAGGUCAGUAGGUCAAAUAAUAGAAAAACCUUGUGACCUCUCUAAAGGCCAUAUUUUUCAUGGCAUCUGUAUGAAAUUUGGUCAGAAUGUUCAUCUUGAUGAUAUCUAGGUCAAGUUCGAAACAGGGUCAUGUGCGGUCAAAAACUAGGUCAGUAGGUCUAAAAAUAGAAAAACCUUGUGACCUCUCUAGAGGACAGACUUGUGAAUGGAUCUCCAUAAAAUUUGGUCAGAAUGUUCAUCUUGAUGAUGUCUAGAUCAGGUUCGAAAGUGGGUCACGUGCCUUCAAAAAGUAGGUCAGUAGGUCAAAUAAUGAAAAAAUGUUGUGACCUCUCUAGAGGCCAUAUUAUUCAUGGGAUCUGUAUGAAAGUUGGUCUGAAUGUUUAUCUUGAUGAUAUAUAGGUCAAGUUUGAAACUGGUUCAACUGCGAUCAAAAACUAGGUCAGUAGGUCUUGAAAUAGAAAAACCUUGUGACCUCUCUAGAGGCCAUACCCUUGAAUGGAUCUUCAUGAAAAUUGGUCAGAAUGUUCACCUUGAUGAUAUCUAGAUCAGUUUAGAAACUGGGUCACGUGCCUUAAAAAACUAGGUCAGUAGGUCAAAUAAUAAAAAAAAACUUGUGACCUCUCUAGAGGCCAUACUUUUCAUGGGAUCUGUAUGAAAGUUGGUCUGAAUGUUCAUCUUGAUGAAAUCUAGGUCAGGUUUGAAACUGGAUCAACUGCGGUCAAAAACUAGGUCAGUAGGUCUAAAAUUAGAAAAAUCUUUUGACCUUUCUAGAGGCCAUAUUUUUCAGUGUAUCUUCAUGAAAAUUGAACUGAAUGUUCACCUUGAUGAUAUCUAGGUCAGUUUUGAAACUGGGUCACGUGCGGUCAAAAACUAGGCCAGUAGGUCUAAAAAUAGAAAAACCUUGUGACCUCUCUAGAGGCCAUAUUUUUCAUGAGAUCUUCAUGAAAAUUAGUGAGAAUGUUCACCUUGAUGAUAUCUAGGUAAAUUUCAAAACAGGGUCACGUACCUUCGAAAACUAGGUCAAUAGGUCAAAUAAUAGAAAAACCUUGUGACCUCUCUAGAGACCAUAUUUUUCAAUGGAUCUUCAUGAAAAUUGGACAGAAUUUUUAUCUUGAUAAUAUCUAGGUCAAGUUCAAAACUGGGUCACAUGAGAUCAAAAACUAGGUCACUAUGUCAAAUAGUAGAAAAAACGAUGUCAUACUCAAAACUUGGUCAUGUGGGAAGAGGUGAGCGAUUCAGGACCAUCAUGGUCCUCUUGUUUAUUUUGUUUGUUUCUUAUGAUAUUAGAUCUGCAAACACAUCUACAUCUUUCACCCAACUGUCGAUUUCCGACUAUAACUGUGGACAAUUUCCAUAUGAUAACAUAUUCUUGUAUGUUUUAUCAGCAUCCUUCACCAUAACAGCAAAUUGUUUUUCAUAACAAGCAGAGAUCGUAGACAGAAUUACAUACAGACAGUGUGUAAUCUCGCAGAAAAGGCCAGUUGUGAUUGCAGGUCCACUACCUUAAUCCUGAUAUGAGCUGUGCCAUGAGAAAACCAACAUAGUGCAUUUACGACUAGCAUGGAUCUAAACCAGCCUGCACAUCAGAGCAGUCUGAUCAGAAUCCAUGCUGUUCACUUUCAAAGCCUAUUGCAAAUAGAAAAACCAUUAGUGAACAGCAUGGAUCCUGACUAGACUGCACAGGCUGGUCUGGAUCCAUGCUGGUCGCAAACGCAAUAUGUUUGUUUUCUCAUGGUGCGGCUCAAAUGUUCUUUCAGAGUGAAAUGUUAUGUAGUAGUAGGGUAUUUGAUCUCAGUGUACAUAUAUGGUGGACAAAACCUUUCCAUGUUUAGAUUAUAUAUAUAUAUAAAAGAUAUUACAGGACUUACAUUUGAAGGGAGUUUUGGUGGUCUAAGGUUUACAUCUUACAUCUUAGUACUUACUCAAAGAAAUUGUUUACAUUACAAGCCUAUUUAUUACAGUCUGUGAAAUAUAGCGUUUUUGUUUGAUAUUACUGUACGCCAGAACUUUUUGUGUCAUUAUUUUGGGAGGAUUUCCUGGACAGCAGCAGUAUUCAUAAUAUAAAGAUUUUGUACUUUAUAUCUUGAAAUGAUUUUGAAAAUAACAUUGAUUAAUUCAAGUUACAACUGUUUUAAAUUUGCAGUUAAAUCUUCUGAUAUUGGAAAAUCAUUUUGUGAGUAUAAGUUAAUCUCCUUGCACAAUAUCAGUGAAAAUGGAAUCAUAUAGAGUAGUGCCCAGUUUACUAUGCAAAUUAUAUGCCUUUCAAUGGAACAUCAGUAGGAAAAUAUUAUUACAGGACAAACAGAUAUAUUAGGACAAGAAAUUAUUUUAUUUGCCAACUUCUUUAACGUGCAAAAUCAUUUACUUUCUUUGGUGUUUUUAUCAAAAUAUCAAAAUGUAUGUUUUUUGGGGGGUUGUGGUGGGGGGGGGGAAUAAAAUGAAUGGGGUUUUCAUGCAUUUGGUAGAAUUUAAUUCUGAAGAUUUAUUGUCAGAACCACAAACUGCGGAAAUUAGUCCCAGAUAUAUAUAUUAUCCCUUUGCUGAACAUGAAUAUGCCUUUUCGACCAUUGUAGAUCUUGAUCAGCCUGCAAAUCCAUGCAAUCUGAUCAGGAUCUGCACUGUUCGCCAUUCAGUCUGUAUCUUUUUGGUAAGCACCUCUUUUAACAGUUACUGGUACAGUCCAAAUUGAAAGAUUGCAAGUUCAUUGUUGAAAUUUAGCAGGGCAAGGGUUAACGAUUUCAAAGUAUCUGAAUUACCUGCAACUAGAAAAGCUGUCAUGAAGUGAUCAAUUUUCAAUAUUUAGUAAAACUAUAUUUAAGGGAUUAAUGUGCAAUAUAUGAAUUUUAUUCAUCUGUGUACUAACAUUUAACUGUUUUUCUCAUAUUUUUGUUUUUGUUAUUCAUUGCUAUUUAGAGCUUUAACCCUAUGUUAAAUUGAAAUAGUUUACUGCAACAUGCUAUACUAUACAAGAUGCCUCGUGAUUUUUGUUUUUCUCAUACAUCCUUGAAACUGUGAAAUUGUUUAAUUUUGUGGACAUGAAAUUUUGUGAUUUUGGCUAAAAUCAGCCAUUUCAUGGGAAUAUUAAUGUUAUAGUUCCUAUCUUUGAUAUAAAAUGAAUAGGACUUUUAUUUGUUCAUUGGAUUUAAUUUUCUGGAUUGACAGAAACCAUAAAUUCCAGAAAAAAUUUGUCCUCGAAAAUAAUAAUGAUUUCAAUGUAAUCUAGCUCUGUUUUACAAUUUCAAUAACAGAUUGUCACAGAGAAUGUGAGCUGUGUUUGUGAACUUGGUUAAAACACUAAAAUUUGCAAAAAUUCUGAUUAAUCAAUAUCUGUAAUAAGAAUGUUUCUAGAAAUAUUGCGCCCAGGAGAGUUUUUACUAUGUAAUCUGAUGGAGUGUACAGUUAAUUAUAAUGAUGAUGUAAAAACCCACGUGAAUUCUGUAAUUGUAGUGUUACUGUGUCUCAUAUUCUCUUUGAAGUAACAAUUAGUUCAAAAUUAUAAAUUAAAAUGAUUGGACAGACACAGUUGCCAGUAACAACAUUUUAAUUAAAGCUUGCAGUAGUUUUACACGUUUGAUAGUCAAAGGACUUUACACAUAAUUUGGAAUUAUCUAAAGUAACUGGUACUUCCUUUUCAAUGAUAUGGUGGUAAAUAGGGGCCUCCACAGCCGCAUGGUUAAGUUCAUUGAUUUAGAAUCACUUGCCACUUACAUCUGUGGGUUCAAGCCCUGCUCAGGUAUUCAUGUCCAGUGCCUAAAGUAAUGCUCAUAUCGGACAACCGGGUUUCCCUCUACCAUUCAAAGCUGGAAAGUUGCCAUUUGACCUUAAUUAUGUUUGUAUGACUGAGCUCGAACAAACCAUAUUUAGUUGCCCUUAGCUACUUAGUUAAUAAAAAAUACAUCAUUUUCAAAUAUAUUUGGGCCAUUCCAUGACAAAACCUGUAUUAGUUACAAAAAAAAUCAAAAUUGAGAUAACAAAAUAUUCAUGAAGAACAUUCUUUUACCUUUUAAAUCUGAAACUGUUAAGAAAAUAUUUUCACUACUUUAACCUUAAGCCUGCUGGCGGCAAGCGAUUCUGCCAGUGCAGACCAUGUACUGUUUGAUAUUCAGUCAGUAAAUUCAGUGAACACCCCUUUGAAUAAUAAGUGGUAUUGCCCAAAUUGAAUGAUGGACCAGUCCAUUUCAGAAAUUCAGCAGGGUAAAGGUUAAAACUUACAAUGCUGUUAAGCCAAUCACCGAAUCAUGAAAGCCGUAUGACAUUGUUGAGCAUUGCAUGUAUUUUUCAUGUCAUUUAUGGGGCAAAUUAUGUGUAUCACUAACUAAACAUCAUGCAUUUGAAUAUUUCAGAAACAGUUUGAAAUGAUUUUUUGAAAAAUAACUUAUCCAUGUAUUUUUGUGUCAUCACAGGAUGGCGCAUAUGAGCUUCAGUAAUUUAAACUAUUAUGCAAUAAUUAUAUCAUGUCACUAAUACAGGUUUUCUCAUGGAACGGCCAAUAUAUAUGUGAAGUACCUUACUGAUACUUUAUAAGGUUCUUGAAAAAGCAAUUUUUAACUCGCAACACUAUAAAGCAACAAGAAAACAUGCUGCAGUUGCCACCUUCAUCAACUAGGGAUUUAGUCAUACCCUGACAGUACAAUUAAGCAGCAAAGCAAGAUGCAUUUGACACUUAUUGAUUUGUCACUUUCAUCAUCUUCCUGGAAUACAUAGAAAGUCCCCCGUGCCAGUAUGGAUAGAGCAGAUUAGAUUGCCUUCUGACUUUUCUAAUCAAUUCAGUAUUGCAAAUGUUCAUGAUAAUCAAUCUGAAUAGUUCAAUAGAAGUAUAAUUAAUUACCCACUAGAGUCAAAGGACAAACUGGUUUUUCUAGUAGACUUUGUUCUAUUUUCUCAAAGGUGAUAAUGGUAAUUGCUUUUUAAUGAGACAUAAGUAAAUGUCCCUAAAACAUAUUAUAUUUUGAGCUCAUUAUAGACAUUGAAAGUUAUUUCUCAAAAUUUGUAACAUGAUGAGGCAUAUAGUAACAAGUCUAGUGAUGUUGUUGCACCAUAAAAAACAGCUCAUCUGUUUACCAAGUUAUUUAAUGUAUAAGUAUAAGUUAUUUUCCUGUUAGUUACACCCUUUAUUACACCAUUUUGGCUCUCGUCUUUAACAGGCUAUUUCGGUGGUGCAGAAUUAGGUAACUGUGUCUGUAUUUGGCAUGUUAAUUACAGUUGAUUGUAGCAUAUUGAUUGACAGGAUGCCAUUCAUUCUGGUAGUACUGGUUAAUUCCAUGGACAAGACUUCCGCUCUUCAGAUAUUUUCAGACUUUCCAUUUUCAGUACAUUGACUUAACAAUUUGUACCUUAAGUCAAUCUUUCUUGUCAUAAGCAAAGAUUAAAAUUAUGUCUUGGUAUGAACACUAGUCAGCUUUACGACAAUUAAAAAAUGGUAAUAAUUUACUUACUCCUGAACAGUGAAAACCAUUUAUAGUGGUCUUUAUUGGGAGGUGGUCUUUAUUCACAGGUUAAAAUACAUUGUAAAUGUUAAAAUGGGAAACAAAACAUGUGGUCUUUAGAGCCAGAUGGUCUCUGUACAGAGGUGGUCUUUAACACAGGUUUGACUGUAUUUGAUUAACAAAAAUAGACAAUGUCUGAGUCUGUGGACAAAGAACAGUUGACAAAAUGAUGGUAAAAUCCAGCUAGCUCCAGCUUUGAAAUAUGGAUAGUGGCCAUUUCAUCUUAAUUAUGUUUGUGUGACUUAAAAGCCAACCAAAAACAUAACAUAUUUUUAACAUGCCAAUUUGCCUGAAUUUAGAUCAUUAAGGAGAGAAAAAGCCUACCAGUCUGGUGGUCUGGUGCUCACCUCUUGGCAAAAUGGUUUCCAUGACAAUUUUGUCAGAAGACACAAAUAAUGGAUCUAGGAACACAGAGUAGGUUAACUGAAAAGUUAACUUUAAAACUACACAUACAUGAAACAUUAGGUAAAGACACCAAUCAAUUCUCUUUCUUACUGUUGCUCUAAAAUAGGCAAAUAGUUCAAUAGUUCUUUUUUUUUUUGCUGUUCAGUGUGACAAUGCUUUCCUCCUAUAUUAGAUAUUGUAAAAUUUCAACAAUGUUAUAACAGUCUGAGUUAUUUACAUAGCAAAGCUUAUCAGCAUUUCUUAACAGAAUUAGAUAUUUGAAGUUAUGUAAUUACUAGAAUUAAGAAGCUGUGAAAAUCAACACUUGAAAAAUGCAGCUGUAAUGUUGUAAAAGUUAAGUGGUGUUUAAGAGCUGUAGUGCUUGUAUUUAUAUUGAAUAAAGCAACUUUAUUCUCAAAUCUUCUAAACCUGCAUUUAGAGAGGUUAUUUGAUGCUUCUAAAUGUAGGAACUCUUGGGAAUUGUUAACACAAGUGGCACGUAGUGACUUUAAUAUGAAAUUAUUUAAUUUUGCAUUGAAUUUUGUGAUUGUUGCCAGAAUAGGUAUUUUGGUUGAAAAAUUAAUCCAUGGAUUUCAACUUGAGAAGAGCAAAUGCAUGGGAAUUUCAUUUUUGUUCUUUGGAAUUUAAUAUGAUACAUUGAUGCAAUAACAUAAUCCAUGAAAAUUGGUCCCCUAUGAUGGCUAUGAAUAUUAAUGCUUUGACUGUAUUUUUUGUCAGCUUUUCUUGAAAAGUGCUAUUCCAUUGUUGUAACUGUUAUUUUCAAACACAGAUAAAAUACUUAAUAUUAUAUAUUGUCCAGGACCCAAGGUUAUGAAAUGGAGUUAGGAGACCAGUCUUAGAAUGAAGACUUGUCGUUGGUCAGUUUGAAAUUAUUGCUCAGUAGCAACCAGUCAGAUGCUGGAAAUUUGAGAGUGGUCUCCAAAUCAGUUUUAUUACCUUUGAAAUUGGUUUUCCUACUUAGUGUUAAGAUAAAGUGUAAUACUUAAAAGUGGUUAAAUAUUUAUGCAUUAUCUUUGAAGAAGUUCCUUUAACAAGUCUGUCAAGUUUUGCUGCAGGGUUGAUAAAAAAGUGCCUUACACUACACCUGUUCUGUAUAGACUUCCAGGCAGGAUUAAUUAACAAACAACUGAUGGAAGUAAUUAAAGCGUAAUAACUGAAAAGAAAACAACAUAUACCCCAUGUUAAACACUUAUGAAAAGAAAAUCAUCUCUCCCUUCUUGGUCUCCAACAUAGGAUUUAAGAGAAAACAGUUUUUAGAAAAUACAUCAAGCGUGAACAUGUGAAAAGUAAGCAUUCUUUACUAAUAAGAAGGCUUUUGUUCUUUCUUCUUUCACCUGAAUUACCCUCGUUAAAUCUACAGUAUGUUGUGCAUAUGUCAACUUGGUGAAGUUAAUGUAGGGUAGCUGUGAUGACAUUCGUCAGUUAUUUUGCAUUUAUAGAGAAUUCAUAUUCAAACAUAAAUUGCGGUUUAUCUACAGGUUCAUUGCCUUAUGACAGUUUCUUGGCUAGUGAUGUUUGUAUAAACCAUUGUAUCACAGUACUCUCAUUAAGAAAUGAAUAUCCAACCAGUGAUUUGUCAUUGAAUAAAAUCAUUGUUCGGAGUUUAGAUGCGAAGAAUUUAUAUCACGUAGGCGCAGUCCAUGUCAUAUAAUAAUACGCAUCUAAAUGACAAAUAAUGAUUUUAUUUCAGCGCAAAUCACUGUUUGAGAUAUAUUAUUCUGAUUCUAACACGUUAUCAAGGAUUAUUAUGUAUGUCCUUGCCAAUAUCUAUCAAAUAUUUGCCCAAUUUCUGUUGAUCUCUUUUUCCAGCGCGCCGUAAUGCUGUCUAGUGCCAUGACGUAAUAAUUGUAACGUCAGAAAAAUGAAUUCUUGCAAAAAAACACACAAUUUUCAGCCUUCUAUAUUUGAUAGGAAAACAAAUAGGUCAUGUUGGAGUGGUGAAUAACAACAUAAUGUUUAUUCAAUUAUUUAUGUGAUUGUAUGCAUUGCUAUCGCUUUCUUUUAUAUAUGUAUACAGUAGAUCUCUUGAUCACUGAAUUAAUCCUAAUUGUAUACUAAUGAAUUUAUUAUGCAGCAAUGAAAGUAAAUUGUUUUAUUAAGUUCAAAGGUAAAUUAACUUCUGGGAAUUAAAACAAAGUCUCAGUGAACAAAAUCACCACCACCCCCUUGAUUUUUCUGAUUCUGAGGCUGAUAGAUCUACCAAAACAAUUUCUAAUUCAUGAGUACACAGUUAAAAAGUGUAUGAUUUUCAAGUUCAGUAUCUGUUAUAUUUCAAUGAAAGCAUAAGUAUGCAUAGUUGUUGUUUUAAUUAAAAAUCAAAGUUAAAUCGGAUAUUUUGUUUGCCGUCAGCAAAUUGUGAGUGGAGAUUUUGCCGCUAGGGAUUUUGUCCAACAUUCUAGUUUUGAUUUUUAAAGAGCACGAAGCCUCAUAUUGUAUAAACUAAAUGGUUCAGCCUCUCUCAAUAUAUAUCGGAGGAUAUAGUUUGAUAAUUAUUUUGUUUUUGAAACUGUUUUGUGUUUCUGUUGUUUUUGUUUUCUAUUUUGAUAUUGUACAGAUUUUUGUAAAAAAAAAGUCUUUGAGAAAUGUUUAUUGCAUAUUGUUAAUGCAAAAUGUUGUACAUGUUUUGAUAAUGAACUUGGUGCUUAUAUAUACUGUUGUAAAUAUUGUAUCUUUAAGGGUUUGUGUAGUUCAUGUAUCAAAAAUUCCUUUUGAUUUUUAUAAAAUAUCAGCAAAGAUACAUUUAAAACAGCUGGUCAUUAACGUUGUUGAAAUUUAUGAAAUAUGUAUUAUGUAAGACUUAUAUUUUGUAAUACCAAACAGAAACGUUCGUUUUCGUGUAAAUUCUGUUAAAAAACUGAGAUAAGAUAUUAGACAUUACCUGCAUUUCCACACUUGAAUAUUUAGGUUCAAAAAAUAAGAUUUCAUGACCUGACCAUUUAAAGGGGCAUACUGCCAUAUUGUAAAUAGUGAGAUAGUACAGUCAAACCUGUCUUAAGCAGCCAGUCAAGGGAACCACUCAAUUGGCAGUUUAAGACAAGUUGAAAUUAGAAUGAAAAAGUCAUUUUUUAAUGACAACUGACUGGUGCCUUAAUAGAAGUGGCUGCGUAAUACAGAUGGCAGUGUAUGCAGGUUCAACAGUACUUUCAGUUGUAAAUGUAAAAGAAAAUUAAAAUCAGUGUUCUCUCAAGUUCUAGGUAAUCUGUAUUCAUAAGAACACUUAAACCAUUUGUAGAAUGUGCUAUAAAAUGUCAGUUACACAGUAGUGUCAGUCACAUAGUAAAAAAUGUGAUGUUUAAUAAAAUCAGACACUAUACUUAUUACUUUAUGACUUUCCAAUAUUGUACAAAUUUGCAUAUCUGUCUUUAGAUUUUAGUUAUUGUAAUGUAUAUCUGGACACUGGAGGCAUGUCCCUUUAAAGAGUUGUGAUUACAAGAGUGAAUAAAUUAUAUAUCAGUAGUAAACAGUCUUUCCAAACUA